CAAAAGAAAUUCCAUAAACCCUAAUCCAUCCAUGUAUACCAAAUUUCUUUGAAGAAGCCGAUAAUCGACCAAACUCCAAUAGCCAGCAGAGGUGGCAAUUUGGCAGAAACUCCGACCUUUUUUCGCCCAACUAGAAUCAACAAAACAAUCAAACACUUCCAAAACCUUCAGGUAAGGAAGAACCAUAGUGGCAGUCUCAAUAUACACUCCAGCGUCGGAUUCUGCGCUGCUAAGCUCGUAGCCCGUUAAUGGAUCGAGACGCUUCUUUUCUGUUCGCUGGAACGCAUUUCAAUCGCAAGAAGUUUGCGGAUGUUUUUGAUAGAUUCAAGGAGAAAAAAGAAAGUGAUGAACCACCAGAGAAGCUGAAUUUCAUUGAGGAUGGAAGUCCUCAGAAAGAGGAGCAUACAUCAAAUCGGGUUAGUAAGAAAAGGAAGAGAAAGGGAGCAGUUUCAGAUCCAGUUGAAGGAUUCAAUGUCUUCACGAGUUCUAAAUCCAAAACAAAAGCUGAAGGAGAAGGAAAGGAGAAUAUUCGAAGUAAAAUUUCAGAGGGAAAAAAGGAAUACUAUAGGCAGUUGGAGACAUCUAGAGGGAUGCAAUUUUCUGGAAGGAACACAAUAUCCAUGUUUCUGGGAGCAACGUUCCUUCAUGUCUACGGAGCUUUAAAGAGUUAAAAUCAAGAUUUGGAGCUAAGUCUUACCUCUUGCACAAUUUGGCAAAACUGGGAUUUAAAGAGCCAACACCAAUCCAAAGGCAGGCAAUUCCAAUCAUCCUAGCGGGACGGGAGUGUUUUGCAUGUGCACCAACUGGUUCAGGAAAAACAUUUGCAUUCGUCUUCCCAAUACUCAUGAAGAUGAAGCACACUUCCAAAGAUGGAGUCCGAGCUGUAAUUCUUUGCCCCACAAGAGAGUUAGCUGCUCAGACAGCAAGAGAAUGCAAGAAGUUGACCAGAAGAAAGGAAUUUCAUAUCAAACUGAUGACUAAACAGAUCACGAAAACUGCCGACUUUUCAGUACUGCAUUGUGAUAUACUCAUAUCAACACCAUUUCGCUUACAAUAUGCUAUUAAGAACAGAAAGCUUGAUUUAAGCAGGGUCGAAUUUCUUGUCUUGGAUGAAGCUGAUAAGCUUUUUGAGCUGGGAUUGAUGGAGCAGGUUGAUUCAAUUUUCAAAGCUUGCUCAAAUCCUUCAAUCUUGCAUCUACUGUUCAGUGCUACUUUACCGGAUGAGGUUGAAAAUAUUGCACGGACAAUUAUGCAUGAUGCUGUUCGAGUUAUCAUAGGCCGGAAAAAUUCUGCAUCUGAAACAAUAAAGCAGAAACUGGUCUUUGUAGGAAGUGAAGAAGGGAAACUUAUUGCUCUUCGUCAAACUUUUUCAGAGAGUUUGAACCCACCAAUUCUAUUAUUUGUUCAAAACAAAGAGAGGGCGAAGCAGCUGUACAAUGAAGUGAAGUUUGACGACAUUCGAGCGGAUGUAAUACACUCUGAUCUCUCCCAAGGACAGGCAAACAAUGCUGUUGAUAACUUCAGAGUGGGUAAAACGUGGGUUUUAAUCGCGACUGAUGUAAUUGCUCGUGGUAUGGAUUUCAAAGGGGUCAAUUGUGUCAUUAACUAUGAUUUCCCAGAUUCGGCUUCAGCAUACAUUCACAGAAUUGGACGGUCCGGGAGAGCAGGAAGGAGCGGGGAGGCUGUUACCUUCUACACAGAAGCUGAUGUUCCCUUUCUGAGGAACAUAGCUAAUGUUAUUAAUGCAUCUGGAGGUGAGGUUCCUGGCUGGAUUAUGUCUAUGACUAAGAAAAAAUGGAGGAGGCACAGACCACAAAGAGAAUCCAUCUCGGUACAACCUGAAAACUGACAUAUUAAGCCCCCAACUUUGCGUGGAAGGAAGUUUUGUUUUGAUUUGUUAACUUUAAUUAAUUCAUAUGGUAGUGUUCAUCAAGUAGACAAUACAUGAAUACUGUUCAUCAUGAAGUGCACAUUGGGCAGAUUUAACAGUUUAUAUUGAUCUGACCUCUGCUUUUAUCCUCUUCUUGUUGAUAUGAAGAGCUUAUUGAAAUGUACUCCGUAUUACGUUUAUUGUUGUUUUUAUCAAUAUUACUAUUGCUAUUAUAUUU
Molecule: messenger RNA, 2108 nt
Organism: Cuscuta epithymum
Lineage: Eukaryota; Viridiplantae; Streptophyta; Magnoliopsida; Solanales; Convolvulaceae
Source: the annotation of a GenBank genome assembly